AUGGCAUCGCAGACAGGCUUCUGCAGAGAUGGCUGUAGUUUCGACACGAUGGACAUUGAUUGUAGCAUGGCGUUUCGUAUGGUGGAAUCAACGAUCAAAAGGAUUAUGAGUGGGCUUCGAGAGCGCAGAGAAAAUGAGAUGGCUUUUGCGGGCCUGAUCAAAACCGAUCUUGCGGUGUCAGCAGUGGUGCACUCACAACACAGGUGUUCCAAAUUUCUCACCUCGGUCGCACCACACAGUAAUGCAUCCUCCUCAUCACAAAUUCCCUACUCGUAUCCUUCGACAGCGCCACUGCUCCCCCAGCUUAGAAGCAUCCUUCAGGGGCUGGAAGAGCUGUCACUGCAAGAAUCUCCUCAAGCCGCAUCGACACCGUUUGCCGCUCCCAGCAGAACAGGACAGGCUAUCUCUGAUCUUACAAGUGACGCGGUCACAGGUCCCACACAUCACCCACUGACCACAUUGUCAUAUCCUGAAUUUCCAGAUAUUCAAGCUUCAGCGCUUUCCCAUCAUCGUAACCAAGCAAGGCGUGAAUUGCAUCGCAAAGCAAAAGCGAACACAUUUUCAUCUCUCCCAGAAACUCGAAAUUGUGAGUCGCGCAAACGAGCAGAAUCUGUGGCCGAGUAUCGAAGAGCUGCUAACCGGCUCAGACACAACAGGCCGACUGCCUUUGGACCAGGAAAGAAACAGAAUCUGCCCUCGCACAGCGGUCUCGAGGUAACAUCGAACCUCCCACGACCCAUAACUCCUGAUCUUCUCGAAUUCCACUCAGCUUCCAGUCUCAUACAGAAAGGAUCGUUGCCAACUUCUCUUGGAGACCUCGAGGAGCUUGCAAGUCUCGUUCCAUUGCUAUCCCACUGGUUUGCUCCAAGCAUGGCUUCCGAGUCUGGUGAAAAGCCGGGACCGAAAGACAUGGCAGCUAGACGAACAGACACGCCACCCAGAUCAAUCUUCGACGAUUACCAGUCUGCUUAUCAGAGUAUCAUCUCUCCUGAUCGAGCCUUCUCGGGAGCAUCGAAGGUUGGCGAAGCUGCAAACUCUUCUAGUGCACUUUCCGAUUUGUCUCCACCAAAGAACCCAUUCGCUGACCUUUCUCCUCCUUCUCAUGGCACACGGAUCGCAUCUCUUCCUGAAUCAAGAGACAGACGCAGUUCUAGACUACCAAACAGCCCAAGGCCCAAGCGUAGAACAAAUCUCUUGAGACCGAUCAGCGUAUCGCCUCCAUCUGGUCAUGCUAUAAGACCCGCCAGCAUGGUAAAGCAUGAUUCCAAUUCAAGCUUUGAUUUCGGCAGCCCCCGACGACUGAAUCAGGAUAGAAGUCCCAACACCAAGCAGCCAAACCUACAUGGAGCUCGCGGCAGAGUAGAGAAAUCCAGUAUCAUUGGGAGCAUUGUGAAGAGACAUGGCGAUGGGUCUGACUGCAGAAAGAGGAGCACCGAGAGUGGUCGAGAGGUUGAAGUCGAAAAUUCUCUUGACAUUUCUAGCUCCCGCCAAAGCGUACUUGAUGAUCCAGAUGUACUGAGAUCGUCUCCUGCUGGCCAAGCACCGGCCAUUCCACUUCCUCCGGAUCCAUCAUGUGUUGUUGCCAAAGGUCUCAUUGGUGAAACUCUAUCUGAGAUUUCUCUGUACGAGAACACCGAGAAGUUGCUUAAUUUGACACAAGCAAGUGGCACAGAUACUCCUGCAGGAAGAAAGGCUUCUGGAUCACCAGUCAAACCUGCUAACAGCCAGAAAGGUGUCCUCACCAGCGAAUUCUCUUGGAUGGGCAAUAAGGGCAAGACCAGCUUCCGUGACCUCUCCACUAAAGAGUUGAACCAGCUUCGAAAGUCGGUUCAUGAGCAACCGGGAGAAUUGACCAGCCAGAGUGUAAUCGAUCCCGUGGGCAACGAACCAUACAAUGAUCAAUAUCUUCUUUCUAAUGCAACGUAUCAAUCACCACCUGCAGGACAACGAUCCACCACAUCUGAUGAGCUUGUAGAGGCUGACGCUCGCGUCGCCCAACUUCUUUCAGAGCGCCUCGCAACUCAUUCAUCCGAGCAAGAGCAAAAAAGCUUUAGUGAGCCGCCUGCUUCUGACCUGCAGAACCCCAAAGCUGGUGUGGAUAACACGGGUGACCUUGAUUCUGACUCUGUCCUCGACUUCGGUGGCCUUCAAAGCUCAUCGAGUCGUGGCGUUAGCCUUGAUGUCGCUCUCAAAGAUGGGUUGUUUAGGCCAGGAUUGUACAUGGAUGAAAGCUCUAUGGUCUCUUUAGUUGGCCGUGAAAGCGCUGAAGCUGAACGAUUGAGCGCUGUUGCAAAGGGUAAACAGGUUAUUAGAAGCGUGAAGAGUGAGGAAGAAGACGAUCUGUUCACCGAGGGAGACGGAAAUGAUGGUGGAGAGUGGGAAACCGUAGGAGAAAGUGGGAUGCAAAGAGAUCUGCAUACCCAAGUAUCCAUCGGUCGUGACACCUCUGGAAGCAGCCUGGCAAAUGUGUCCAGUAACGAAAGUGCUGAACAAAUCAAGGCUGCUCCCUCACCCUGGGAUCCAUUGAGGUCGCAUCCGACGUUCAUCACACCACCAACGAAGGCUCUCGUUCACCGAUAUCGACGAAAUGGUAAGACUUUAGAGGUUCAAGAUCCAGCAACAGUGCCGAGAUAUGUCCCUCCGCAUUCUGAAGGGCAUCCACUGCCGAGACUGAAUAGGAUAUCAUCGCCUACCACUGCGUUGCCUAACAUCGUAACACCACCAAAUCAGUGCAGAACAGAGAAUUCGCCUAGUUACCGCCACCCAACACCGCUUAGUGGUAAACACCAGAAUCCAUUCAUCUCUUCGCCUCCCCCUGUCAACGUUAACACUCCAGGUUCAUCUUUUGAGUUGAGCGAAUUAUCAAGUAAACGUACCGACAAACAUCAGGCUAUCCACGCUGACUCCCCUCAUCCUCUACACCAAACGCACACUCCAACUCCAAACACGACCAAUAAUCAUUCUGAAAAUCCUUUUGACACAGAAGACACGUGUUCUGACGUUUCUGAGGACGGUUCUUACUUAACAUUCUAUCCCACAAAUCUCACAGUGGAUGGAAGCAGCAUUCUUCACCCAAAUUCGCAACACACACCCAAAUCCGCAAAAUCAUACACACCCGGUUCUAUCAAGAGAACAGAACAUUAUCUAACAGGAAGUCCAGGAUUCAAAAUGCCUGAAUCACGACGCUAUCAACGUAUCCGUGAGGAAUUAGGCUGUGACACAGGUGGCAUUACCCGUGUUCCUGGCACGCAACAAACCGCGCCUCCCCGUGCACACAUUGAGGAGGACCUUAUCAGAGCUAUGAACCCAUUUCGCUCUGCCAACCCUCUGCCUGACUUGCCAGCAUCCAACGACUUUGGUUUGACCUUCAACAAACCUCUGACCCGCUCAAGCACAGACAAUCAAAUCGCUGAACGCAUGAUCAUAGCUCAAGACAACAUGAAUAUCCUCAAGAAGAAGUGUCCUGAAUUCCCCUUCAACGACUCAAUGCUCAAGCUCGUCUUCCGUAAUAAAGAUGGCACCGCAACAGAUCGUCCCAAAGCUCUACGAGGCACAAAGUACGAAGAAGACGGCCGCAUAUUCGAGCAAGCCUGGUGUGAUGUCCACAAUCGCUGGGAAUUCUCUCAUGCUCCACGUCUCACCAAGCGAAUCCCCAAAGACGACCCCAAGAUCCAGCGGGAGAUGGGACGGCGGAUUGUCCUCUGGCUCUUCCUGUCAGUCAUUGGCUGGCUUCCUCUUAUCUUCUUCGUUGCCUGGGACCCCGGUCACGUCCGUGACGAUGUGAUGCGUGAGUGGACGAAGGGGACUUGCCAAACCUUCCACAAGAAGGAGAUCCUCCUGGCCAGAAUGCUGACCGGGUUUAUUGGCGCGGUGGUGGCUGUGGCGUUGGCUUUGGUGGGCGUGUACCUUUAG
Messenger RNA from Endocarpon pusillum Z07020, 3912 nucleotides. RefSeq lists its product as uncharacterized. The transcript is spliced from 5 exons. The coding region runs from base 1 to 3912 and encodes 1303 amino acids. Lineage: Eukaryota; Fungi; Ascomycota; Eurotiomycetes; Verrucariales; Verrucariaceae. The record is from RefSeq and is a predicted model, not a curated record.